GGACUGCCCCGCCGCUCACCCCGAAACUGAAAAGAUGUCUUUGCAGAGGGGUGCGCGGCACCUUCUGGUGAAGCAGCGGGGCUGGUUCCCCAAGCAGAGGCGAUCGGCACAUUCUGUGGGGAUCAUUGGAGCACCGUUCUCCUAUGGCCAGAAACGCCGAGGAGUGGAAGGGGGACCGCAGGCGAUCCGGGACGCCGGCUUAGUGGAGAGACUUUCGGGUCUGGGUUGUAAAGUGCAUGAUUAUGGAGAUCUGAAUUUCACCACUGUAUCAAAUGACACACCAUAUAACAACAUUGUCCACCACCCAAGAACAGUGGGUUUAGCCAACCAGUCAUUAACUGAAGCAGUCAGCCGAGCAGUUGGUGAUGGUCACCUAAGUGUUAUGCUUGGAGGAGAUCACAGUUUAGGAAUUGGUUCAGUCCAUGGACAUGCACAGCAGCGUCCUGAUUUGUGUGUCAUAUGGGUUGAUGCACAUUGUGAUCUAAACACACCUCUAACAUCAAUGUCUGGUAAUCUGCAUGGACAACCAGUAUCGUUCCUUAUCAGAGAGCUCCAGGACAAGAUACCACCACUUCCUGGAUUUUCUUGGGUCACGCCUUGUAUUUCAGCAAAGGACUUGGUUUAUAUUGGUGUUCGGGAUGUUGAUCCUGCUGAAUAUUACAUCCUGAAAAACUUUGGUAUUCGAUACUUCUCAAUGAAAGAAGUGGAUCAACUAGGAAUACAUAAAGUAAUGGAAAGAACAUUUGAUCACCUUAUUGGAAAACAGAAAAGACCAGUGCACCUGAGCUAUGAUGUGGAUGCCAUUGACCCAUCUUUAGCUCCUGCUACUGGUACUCCAGUGAUAGGAGGACUAACAUACAGGGAAGGGAUGUAUAUUGCAGAGGCUGUGCAGAACACAGGAUUACUGUCUGCCAUGGAUCUGGUGGAAGUCAACCCUAAACUUGCGACUUCAGAUGCUGAACUUAAUGCUACAGUAAAUAUUGCAAUAGAUGUCAUCUCCUUUUCUUUGGGACAGGCUCGAGAAGGAUCCCAUGGCAAAUAUGAUGAAUUACCAACACCCAGUGCAACAUAUACAACAAAUGAACAGACUAUACGGCUUUAGGAAUUGAAGGUGGAGAAGAGGAAACAAUGUUUAGCUUGUACAAAAUCCUAUUCCAGAACUGAAAUUUUAAGAAUAGCACUGUUCCAUAUAUACUUAUCAUUGGGAUAUAUUAAUGGGAUACUAUUCUAAGCCCAUCAUCCAUACCUUCCUUUAUUCUUAAGGUAAUGUGAACAAUGCCGUACUAAGCUUUUUCAAUAUGUUCUAAUUGAAAGAAUAUCAUUUCUCUAUUUGAGUUGGAGCUGUGUUUGAAUAAGUCAUACUGUUUGAUCAACUGAACUUUCAAAUGUUCUGUACUUUGUAUAAGAAUACACUGGCAGGGAUAAAUCUACACACUUCAUUAAAUAAACUUUCCCUCAGGACAGA
Messenger RNA from Chiloscyllium plagiosum (whitespotted bambooshark), 1465 nucleotides. RefSeq names its product arginase 2 (gene arg2). Gene Ontology annotation, molecular function: arginase activity; manganese ion binding. Gene Ontology annotation, cellular component: cytoplasm; mitochondrion. The record is from RefSeq and is a predicted model, not a curated record. NCBI's taxonomy places the organism in Eukaryota, Metazoa, Chordata, Chondrichthyes, Orectolobiformes, Hemiscylliidae.